CCGAGAACAGAGGUCACCAGAGGUCGCCCUUUAGCCUCUUGCCAGCUCCUCUCUUCUCUUCUCGUUUCCACCCUUCUAGCUUUUCUUGUCCUCGUUUCUUCUACAGGCGAAACACAAUUAUAAGCGUUCUACAGCUUCCUGCACGGAGAGCAACGCAGUUAUCCUUUGCUUUGAAUCACCACCUCACGACGCACUCGGAAACGGUGCCGUAACAUAAUCUAUCCUUGUCGUCACUUGCGAUGAGCUUGAAUAAGCAUCUUGCUGAGAGCAAUAGCAUCAUGACCGACUCAUCACCAUCACCAUCUCCGUCGACGUCCAGCAACGUCGACAACAGCACCGAGCCCACAUCCAUUUCCACACAGUCAUUAUCCACUGUGAAGGAGAAUACUGCUGGAGAGCGGAAACCACCACCAAAGACGAAAUGGCCAUACGACGCGACGAAUGCGCUGGACGAUAUUCCUGGAGUUGCGUUCGCGCUGGACGAGUUCUUGCAGAGUAGGAUGGUUGAGAGUGAGGACUAUUGCCAUGAGAUGGACCCGAAGAAGGAACGGUUGUAUUUCGCAACAGGAUAUGGCUUAAUUCAAUGCGUCAAAGCGAUGAUGUCCUACGAGGACGAGGACCUCUUGGUUGCUAUCGGACAUACAAAGCACGGCAACAUAGUUGCUCAACAACACCGCAAGAAGGCCGCUUCCCUCCCAUGGCGUCUCGCGGGGUACACUUCGUCGGGCGUUUCGUGGAUCAAGAGUAUGACGAACGUCGAGAGACACGCGGAGCUUGUGUAUGCUGAGUCAUUAUUUGAGAAGGCAUUACUAGGUAUCGUGUACUCCGGCGACUGGCUCGCUUUCAUCAAAGAAGCCCUCAAUAUGCGAACAACAAUCUCUACCUACCGUCAACUCGGCAAAUACCUCGACCACAUGGACGCCGAAGCCGUCUCCUCAGGCCGCGGUCCCAUCGACACCUCAAUCGACGUCCACUUCCGUUCUGGCGUCUAUCUCGGCCUAGGAAUUCUCAACAUCGUGCUCAGUCUCAUGCCGUCUCGUUUGAUGGCCAUCGUAGAGCUGUUCGGUUACAAGGGCGACAGGCACGAGGGAUUGGAGUUGCUCAUGAAGGUGGGAGGUUGGGGGAAGGAGGACGUGAGAAAGGGUGGAGAUGGGAAGGAGAGGCCGGGGGUGAGCAGGGAGGAGGAGGGGGUGAGGAGGAGUAUUUGUGAUAUGGCGCUUGUGAUUUUUCAUCUUGUGCUUUCGAGCUUUACGUUUGAUGGGGUGGACGUGAUGAUGGCGCAGAAGAUUUUGGAUUGGAAUGUGGAGCGGUAUCCGAACGGUGUCUUCUUCCUCUUUGGUCAAGGCCGGCUCUCCCUCGUCCGUUCACAACCGAAACGUGCGAUUGAGUAUUACCAGAAGGCGAUGUCAGCGCAGAACCAGUACCGGAAUUUGCACCAUAUAUCGUUCUGGGAGAUGGCUGUCGCGAAUCUAGCGCUUUGGGAACUGAGCGAAAGCUUGGUCUGUUGGAGGAGCUUGCAUAAGGAGUCCACGUGGUCGAAAGCGUGUUAUGCGUACGGGACGGCAGCAAUACUUCUUCAGCUGGGUGGGGAUGAGUAUCGAGAAGAAGCUCUCAAGCUUGUUGGUCAAGUUCCUAGCUUACGACAACGUAUCGCGGGCAAGUCGAUCCCUCUUGAGAAAUUUAUGGCCCGCAAAGCCCGAAAAUGUCAAUCCCAAAACGGCCGCCUCGCGCUCCCCGCACUCGAACUCGCCUACCUCUUCCUCGGCAUCGCGCACGCUCCGAAACCGGUCAUUGUGGAGAAGAUGUUACCGCUAGUUGAUGUGCAGCUGGCAGAACUCAGACUGCACGCGAAGGAUACGAAGAAGUAUGGGGCUGUGAAUGCGAAUGGCGCUGGGAAGGCGGGGGUGGGGUAUUGGGACGAUUGGUGUUUGACGAGGUUUUUGGAAGGGAUAUGUAUGCGAUAUGUGGCGUAUCCGGAUCCGGAUGCGCUCACCGAGGGCAAUCAAGAUGAUGUCGCACCGUCGAAAGAAGACGCCACGGCUCGGUCGAUGGCCGCGUUCGAGUCUGUGUUCGAGAAUGGAACGAAUAUCGAGUUGGACCAUCAUCUUGUGUAUUUCUCCCAUUACGAGUACGGUCGCCUGCUAGCUUGUAAAGGCGACGCCGAGGGCGCGAAACAUCAGUUUGAGCUGGUGCUUUCGGGCAAGCAUCUCGAGGUGAAUUCUGCGGGGAAGAAGGGCAAGUAUAGCUUGGAGAGCAUGCUGCACAUGAAAACGAGCGCGGCGCUGGAUGCAUUGAACCAGACCAAGCGCCUUUGAGAUGGCCUUUGACUACCUCAGAGCGUGCACGUGGACGAAGACCUCGCAUCGCCUGUACCGCCAGACGAUUGUUUCUCAGACGCUGAUACGUGUCCGGCUGGCUUCAGACCUCCAUCCACGAGCCUCACCUCCAUCCACAUAUCGAUGCGGGAUAGUUCUUUAUCUGUACUCUCUGUUCGCUAUUGCAUCUCUGUUGUUGCACUUCGUUUAUUUCUAUCUGAGUCCUUCGGACGGACGUCCUGCUCUAUCUCCUGCCUCAUAUCUCUCUCGUCUUCAGCAUAUGUAUACUUAGAUCUUAUUAUUGCAUCCACACAUCUUCCAUGACGCUAUUCUUCCUCCGCCCUAACUCGAACUGUUUUGCUUCUACUCAUAGUCAUAGGGUAGACCUCGGGUUGUAUACCCUGGACCAGGCGCUGCCGGCCUCCGUAUUGUUCCUUGCAAUCGGUUUCUGGUUCGUUCGUCAUGGUACAUAGUACGCACUACUUAAUUGUACGACUCUCAUCCGGUUGAUUCACGCACUGAUUGAAUGCAUCGAUGAUUCACGC
Stereum hirsutum FP-91666 SS1 is the source of this 2860-nucleotide messenger RNA. RefSeq lists its product as uncharacterized. NCBI's taxonomy places the organism in Eukaryota, Fungi, Basidiomycota, Agaricomycetes, Russulales, Stereaceae. Bases 279 to 2315 code for a protein of 678 amino acids. The record is from RefSeq and is a predicted model, not a curated record. The transcript has 11 exons. Gene Ontology annotation, cellular component: mitochondrial outer membrane; nucleus; cytosol. Gene Ontology annotation, molecular function: protein binding.